AUGGAUGCGCAGUUCAGUCCCGCCCCGCGGGAAAUUUGGCACAUAUAUGAAGACUUGAAAGAGCUUCAUGUUGCACAAUUUGAGCACGCUGAGCGGAUCGCACAGCUUGAGCGCCGCCGGGACGAUGAUGCGAGGCUGAAAAGUGUUUGGGCUCCACUCUCUCCAUUCCCUACUACUCCGCUGGGAGGCCCUAUCCCUACAGAUCCCCCUGACAACUCUCCACACGACGCGUUCAAAGGAUUUGACCAAGGUCAACCUCACCACGGGAUGUCCAGCUCUGCCAUGGCCAUGGAAAGCUAUGAUGAACCGCGACGAGGUGCCUCGCGGGCCAAUAGUGUGCGUUUUGACGAGAGUGCUAUUCAUGGGUAUGGACAGGCCAAUCGGGCCAAUUCUGAUCUGCCACUCCGUACUGGCAGUGGGAUGGGAAGCUUCCAAAUGACCGAGCGGACACUCUCUCACCGGUCAGAUGGCCGACUUAGCUCCUCUGGACACUCGCUUCAUUCGGCUCGAACCAAUAGUAUGGGCUUGGAAACCAGUCGCUUUUUAAGCUCGUCUUACGGUGACUCGUCGCCCGUCAUCCCCCCACCUGGGUGGGCGCUUUUGGGACCCGUGCCAUCUAUCAUCCGAUGCUGGUUGACAACUCAUUUUUCGAAUGACACGCUCUUGUAUGCAGCAGUCUGCUCUGGCUCUUACAUGUCGACCCUGGGAAUAUCGACUAUCCACAACCUCGGGUUGGAGGAUUUGGUAGUAUGCGAGGAUGGCAACAAAUUUGUCAAGAUACCCGUAUAUCUCACAGAGGCCAGUAUUCACCAAACUCCCUCUCGCUCCGAAAGCCCUGAACCUCAGGUACCGGCUUUAACAGUUCGAUUCUUCGUACGCGAGACAAAUCACGCAGAGGAUUCGAUUGAGGUGAUCAUUGGGAGUGAUGUGCUUCUCUCACAUGGUGCUGAUAUUUUGCUCUCGAAGAACAAGAUUCUCAUGCUUGACGAUGAAAGAAAUAUUGUUUCCAUUCCCCUCGUGCGCCCCGAAAAGGAGUCUGCCUUUAUGACUCUGCUAACAGCCCCAAAUGCGAUCAAGACCGACCAUAAACCAGAGGAACCCAUGGUAAAUGGGAAGGGAAAUGCCGGUGUUAUUGGGCAGCCUAAUGACCCUCAUAAAUCAAUGUCAGCACCUGCUUCGGCUCGCGUCUCUGUUGGCAAUGCAGAUGAGGUGAAGAAGCUCUGUCUGCAAGAUCAAGUCCCGGCGCAUACUGAUUCGCAUCCCAAACCUGCUCCGGCUUCCGAUACACCCAUUACUCCUAAACCCGAGCCUGCUGGUGCUUGGCAGUCUUGGCGUCACCCAAAGCCUGACCCCAUUGCUGGUGUUGAUAAGAUUGCACCAGCCCGUCCUAUGAAAGUCCUUCGUCCAACCAAGCUGUCUAAUCGCGCAGUAUCCUACACGCCCACUGCGACAAAGUACACGGACCCGCUUAUCACAGCACCGAAAUCUGCCGGCCUCCCGUCCACGGACAUUAACUCUUCCCCUGUGACGUCCGCAACAAACCCCGUCGGUGGCGCUUCGGCCUUUGGAUGGCUCAACUCUUCCAACAAUGCGAGCCGAACCCGUUGA
This is a messenger RNA of Penicillium verhagenii, 1608 nucleotides long. RefSeq lists its product as uncharacterized. Lineage: Eukaryota; Fungi; Ascomycota; Eurotiomycetes; Eurotiales; Aspergillaceae. The record is from RefSeq and is a predicted model, not a curated record. The coding region runs from base 1 to 1608 and encodes 535 amino acids. The transcript is spliced from 2 exons.